Molecule: messenger RNA, 1097 nt
Organism: Agrilus planipennis (emerald ash borer)
Lineage: Eukaryota; Metazoa; Arthropoda; Insecta; Coleoptera; Buprestidae
Product: putative serine protease K12H4.7
Exons: 6
Biological process (GO): proteolysis
Molecular function (GO): serine-type exopeptidase activity; dipeptidyl-peptidase activity
Source: RefSeq, a predicted model, not a curated record
AAUAUAGUGGUAGUUGCUGGUUCAUCAUAUGCAGGAAGUUUAGCAGCAUGGGCAAGAAUAAAAUAUCCUCACAAAAUAGACAUUGCUUAUUCUUCUAGUGGUCCUUUAUAUUCCAAAGCUGAUUUCCCAGAAUAUUUUGCUAAUGUGGAAGAAAAUCUACGCCUUGCAUCCCCCACUUGUCCGCAACUAAUCCGCAGAGCCAUGGUUGAAGCAAUGGAAAUGCUUGAAACUCAAGAGGGUGCUGCCAUUUUGUCGGAAUUAUUUAAUACCUGCGAGCCUCUACAAGGUCCAGUAGAACCAGAUAGAUCUUAUUUCCUUACCAGUCUUUCAUCGCCAUUUGCGGAUGUAGCUCAAACUGCGGAUCCUGGUGAUUUGGUGAAUGUCUGUGAACGUCUGGAGAGUAACACAGGAUCUGAUUUAGAAAAGUUAGCUCAGUAUAUAGUACCACUACAAUAUUGCAUAUGGACUUAUGAUUUAUUCAUAGAUUAUUAUUCAGGAACAAACGUCAUAGGAUCAACAAUGAGAACGCGUCAAUGGCUGUAUCAAACAUGUACUGAAUUUGGUUGGUAUCAAACACAAGCUUUUGGUGACACAUUUACAGUAGAUCUGUUUUAUCAACUGUGCAGCGACGUCCUAGGAGAACAAUUUACUUCUUCAACAGUCCAAACUGGAGUUAAACGAACAAAUUUGUUUUACGGUAACAUAAAACCGAAAGUAACACGACUUAUUACAUACCAUGGUACAGCAGAUCCGUGGAGCACGGUGGGGUUACAGAAUGAUUUAAAUGACAGUGUAAUUACAAUUAUUGUUAACGGCACCUCGCAUUCUGCCGAUUUGUACACGACUAGAGAUUCAGAUCCCGAAGAGUUGAAACAGGCUAGAACCAGAAUUAUGAACACAAUAAGUACAUGGAUAUCUGAAAUAGAAGAGAUUAAGUUAAAUGCAAAACACUUCAAAUAACGACUACAACAAUAAAUCCAAUAACGAUUACAAUAAAUGCAAUAUCUACAACGCCACCAAUUAUUGGAGAUCUUUACAAUGUCAAUAAUAAUAAUGAUCAAAGCCAAAUAAUUCAAUUCCAAAGAAAUAAAGUUACU